Molecule: messenger RNA, 363 nt
Organism: Funneliformis mosseae
Lineage: Eukaryota; Fungi; Glomeromycota; Glomeromycetes; Glomerales; Glomeraceae
Source: the annotation of a GenBank genome assembly
AUGAAAUAUGCAAUAGGCAUAAGAGAUCACUAUAGAAAAUAUCGAACUAGAAACUACGCAAAAGAUCUUGAUCAAAUUCAUGAAGAUAUAAAGAAAGUUAAAGAACAUGGAGAUGAGAUUUUGAAAAUACAAGAUUGGAAUGAAGACUUACCAGGAUUAGGACAAUUUUAUUGUAUACCUUGUGCUCGACAUUUCAUUAAUUCCGAAGCCCAUAAUGAACAUCAACGUGGCAAGAAUCAUAAAAAACGGGUUAAACUUCUUAAAGAAAUUCCUUAUACACAAGCGGAAGCAGAAUCCGCCGUUGGCUAUUCAACAGAACAUUCAAGGGAAAAAUCAAUCGGUGCUAUCAUAAAUAGUAAUUGA